CAACCGUCGGAUUCAGUAAGCGAACGGCUCUCAACGGCCACGAACGUGUUUUUCGUUCUUCGGUUCCCGCGCAUGCAUAUAUAUAUAUACGUGAGAAUAUACGGGCGACAUAUAUAUAUGUAACUUAUCCGAGACUGACCCGCGAGAAACAACACACUCGUCGUCGGGAGUACGCAGUCGGUGAUCGGCGACCGCGACGACGUGACGACCAACAGUAGUCAGAUCGUUAACAACAACAGCAGCAACAACAGUAGCGACAACAUCAGCUACCGCGACACAGAUCCGCUUUUCGAAGUAUUUAAACUACAUCCGUCUAUACAUCGCAUCCAUCCCCGCGACUAAAAAAAGCAGCAUAAAAAAGAAAAUAAGGAAAAAAAAGUUCUUUCAUCCCGCUCUACAAAACCCCCCCCCCCCCCCCGUCAUUUCGGUUUCGGUCCUUCAUCUUCGUUCCCGCAACUGUGGCUUCAAUCAAUCAAACUGGAUUCCAACAAGCAGUACGUGUCGCGAUUACUUCGCGGCUACCGGAGGCUUAAGAAAUUAUUCAAGCGUGUGGCGAACCAGGCGCUUACCGUUUCGCCACAGCCGGCAGUAACGGUGGAGGGGCCGGUGUCCAAAAUGUCUCCACCGACGAACGACGUGAACAACGGUGUGGUAGCGUCUCCCAGCACCCUGGCGCCUCGGGUUCCACCGACCACGAACCCGUCCCUCACCAACCCACCGACGCACAAGCGUACCCCGAAGGACUUCAUCUUCGGCAAGGUGAUCGGCGAAGGAAGCUUCUCCACCGUUUACCUUGCCAAGGAUAUCCAUACCAGCAAGGAGUACGCGAUCAAGGUGUGCGAUAAGAGUCACAUAAUCAAGCAGAAGAAGACCGAGUACGUGAAGCGCGAGAAGGAGGUGCUGAACAUGCUCGCGGACGCCAAGCACUCGUUCGUGCGCCUGUUUUGCACCUUCCAAGACGCGGAGAGACUAUACUUUGUCAUGUCGUACGCUAAGAACGGCGAGCUCCUGCCACAUAUCAACAAGGUGGGCUCUUUCGACAUCGAAUGCACCAAGUUCUACUCGGCCGAGAUCCUACGCGGUCUCGAGUAUUUGCACGGGCUCGGUAUCAUUCACCGUGACCUCAAACCGGAGAACAUCCUGCUGGACGAGAAGAUGCACGUGCUCAUCACCGACUUCGGUUGCGCCAAGAUCCUCAAGGACGAUCCGGAGACGCCCGCGGACGCUCAGCAGCAGCCGCGUUUCAGGGAUCGCAGCGGCUCCUUCGUCGGUACCGCUCAGUAUGUGUCACCGGAGCUACUGACCAACAACAGGGUGAGCAGAGCGUCCGAUCUCUGGGCCCUGGGCUGUCUCGUCUACCAGAUGGUCGCCGGCCUGCCGCCCUUCCGCUCGAGAAGCGAGUAUCUGAUGUUCCAGAAGAUCCUGAAACUCGAGUACGAUAUACCGGACGGUUUCUGCGAGCUGGCCAGGUCGUUCGUCAAUCAGCUUCUCGUUCUGGAGCCGACGCAACGACUGGGCGCCCUGGACGAGCACGGCGCUGGUUACCCCAGCAUCCGAGCGCAUCCCUUCUUCGAGGGCGUUGAUUUCGAGACCCUUCACGAGCAGACACCGCCGCCGAUUUAUCCGUAUCUACCCGGCACGUCGGAACACGAGGAGCUGAGGUCGCAGUACAGGGUGCCCGAUAAUCUCGAGCCCGGUCUAGACCAGAAGCAACUCACCAGGCUCCUCUGGUUGGGCACCGAAGACAUCGAUGACGACAACGACACCACCGGCGCUGAGAAACGCGCUGUCAACGCGUUUUUCAACGAGAUCAUCGCGGCCACAGACAAGCCACUGAGGAGGUGUACCAAUAACAGACUCGACAGCGGCACCAACAUCGCCAAUUUGACCCCGGAACAGAUCAGGAUGCGGCUAGAGAAGCAGCGCACCACGAAUCAGUGGCAUCCUUUCGUCGAGGGCAAUCUCAUACUGAAACAGGGAUUUGUUAAUAAGAGGAAGGGCCUGUUCGCCAGGCGGAGAAUGCUCCUUCUUACCACCGGACCACACCUAUACUACGUCGAUCCUUUCAAUAAUGUGCUCAAGGGCGAGAUACCCUGGAGUCCAGAACUGAGGGUCGAGCCAAAGAAUUUCAAGAUCUUCUUCGUCCACACGCCAAACAGGACGUACUACCUCGAAGAUCCCGAGGGAUUCGCGUUGGAGUGGUGCAGAGCAAUCGAGGAGACGCGAGUUCACUGUUACGGCCUGCAGGAGAUGACCACCGCUUAAAAUGACAAUGGGAGAGAUCCAAAAGACAGAACAUGUAACGAGUGGUAAAGUCCGCGAGUGGCGAUCGCUAAGGCCGAAUCUAUUCCCGACGAGAAGAGAUUGCAAAUCGAUUGUUCACGUAUUAGCCCAUUGUAAAAAGUAGACUAGUAGACUUAUUCGCGCGCUCCGAAUCGCGCGCCUUGUACAGUAUAGGCAGAAAUUUAUUAGGCAAAAAUUCCGAAACGCGACCUCCGUCGUCGCGAGAAUCACGGUCGCGCGGUCUCCAUUAUCACUUACGUUCGCUAUUUAUUGACGAUCCUUUGGAGAGAGAUCGCAUUCAUCCGCGCGACAACCGCACAAUGUGUGCACGAAAAAAAAAGUAAAGACGGAGGAUUAGAGAAAUUUUUAGCCAAGGCUUCGGCUGUGUAUUCGCAGCGCCUGUUGCCGUGUGACGUAACUCGCGUGAGAUCGAGGUCGCCUCUGUGAAGCAAAGGAAAACAAAGUUCACGCACCCGUAAAUUUCGAUGUUUACAAUUCUCGCGAUAUGCAUAAUCCGGAUCCCACGCACAAGCACAAAUUUUCACACGAAUCGGCUUUUGGGGAAAAAAAGAAACUAAAACAAAACAAAACAAAAAUAAGAGACCGGAUCGUGUCCCAGGAAGGAUCUUCCCGUCCAGAGGCGUCCUUGGUCGCGCAAAACACGCUUCGCACGGCGCUAUUCUAGUACUUUAUUUCUAAGUAUAGUCCAAUUUACACACGCGAUGAAAACGCGAUGCGUAUCUAGGUGAAAUUAAAAUUAAAAGCCGCGCGCGGCCACAGUCGUGUAACGUGGCCGCGCCAGUUUAGACGUCAAUUUAGCCCGUGGUUAGCCAAAAAUAAAAGGGAAAAAAGGAACACGAAAAAUGCAGUGGAGGAUAACGAGAUACACUACGCAGCUUUAACGAAACCGUUUUACGUCGCCUGUAAAGGAUCCCCGGAAUAUCGCGACAUUCUGGGCGAUCUUUGCCCUCUUCGCGGUGUACAGACAGUAUUCCUCGUCACGUCGUUGAUCCCCCUUCCCCCCGCGUUCGUAUUCUCGUUCCCCUUUCGCGUAAAUAUUCUCUGUAAAUAUCAUAACGUUUCUACGAAGAGCAGGCCGCGUAAAAGCACACUUUGUAACAUAGUAGAUACGUAAGUAAAAGUAAAGGGAAAGUAUCCGUUGUCUUACCACAGCGUUUUUCGUCUCGCCGUUAAUUAACGCUUCUCGUCAUCUGGCCCUCGCGGACUCGAGCGUGCGAUCCAGUGAUUAGGUGGGAAAUAUCGAAGGAAAGGGGAGAGAUCGCACUCCAUCCCCGCACGUUCACACGAAGAGGAAGCGGUGGAGAAAAGGGGCAUAGGAAACGAGGAGAGCUUCGUUUUCCCUUCCGACAAAAGACUUUUACACGCCUGAGAAAGGACUCUAGACUAAUAUAGACUCGUUUGAUAGCUUUAAGAGGCGCUAUAGUAAAGUUCGCUUAGAGCGUUUUCGCCAAUUCGUUAAAGUCGUUGUCAUUAGUGCGAUUAUUAUUAUUCACGGUAUGAUUUAUAUAGCGUUCAAGCGAAAAUUAUUAUCGCCCGCGUAAUUAUUGCCGCGACAGGCGACGCGGCUACGAGUAUUACGAGUAUUCUAUUUUCCUCGCAUAUGUAUAAAUUAGGUAUUUAAUUAAACACGGCCUCGCGCUUCGUUAAUUUAUUUCUACUGUUACUUGCCUCUCGAAUUAUUUAUUCUUCGUUUUUUCUCUUGUUUUUUUUUCUCUCUUUUUAAAUAUCGCGCGUCGAGGACCGCAACGUUCGUACAUAGAGAUUACAGACUAGUUAACUAUCUCGCUACACCCGCUCUGCGACUAUGUAUUUACUAUAUAUUAUUAGAGAGUAUAGCGCUAUUACUACUAUUACUAUUACUACCGUCACCACUGCGUUGUUGCUACGUUACUGCGUACAUAUAUAUAUAUUAUAUAUAUUCUAUAUUAUACGUCAACUAUUGUCGUUAGACUUAGCUGUUUUUUAGGUAUACACGUUUACUGCGAAUACGUACUACCGCGUUGAUAAGGGAGGAAAAGAAAGAAUCAAGGCGCGAUUCGACCCGUGAUACCGCGAACGAGCCGUAGUCCGAUCUUGUAUAUAAAACUGUACAUUACUAAACAUAUGAGAAUAUUUAUAUAGGUAUAUUGUGCGGAAUAUAUAUAUAAAAUAUUUAUAUAAUGUGAAUAGUGCGUUAGUUAGGAGAAAGAAACUGUGUAUAAAUGUUCAUAGGGUAAAAAUCGCGUUUAGGUUUAAAUUCUCGUUGAUUCUCGGUACGGCUCGUUCGCGAUUCCGCCGACGAAAAGCUUUAUUGUUCUCUUUAUAUAUUUCUCUCUCUUUCUCUCGCAUGGCGCAGACAUAAACAGGGUAUUCGGGGGAUGGUCGCGGCAGUCGGUGGUUGGCGCGUGUUUCGUCGUGCGAUGUUCGAAAAAAUGGUGAUCCGUUCUUUUACGGAUCGGCAUUGUUCCUCGCUUGCCCAGUGGCUUUGCUCAAAAUGACCGCUUUUGGCAGGCCGCGUACGGUGCGGGCGGACGAGAAACGAAGAGCGGGCGAUCAACCACCGUCGGCGUCCCGGCCAGACUCCACUUUUUUCUUUUUCUAGUGAGAACCGAUCGCGGGAGAGAGAGAGAGAGCGAAAAUUACCCCCUUAGUUCGAAGUUCCGCUUCAGGUGAAUCGCGCCUCAAUAAUUUCGCAACGUAAUCUGUCUACCGUGAACGAAGCACAUGUGUCGUGAGAUUUUGGUAUAUAUAUAUAUGUAUGUAUGUAUGUGUAUAUAUAUAUACGCAUAUAUAUAUCUCGUUUCAUUAAUCGCGCGUGAAGUCAUACAUUAAAAAAAUAUAUUUUUCGAUAUAGGAACAAAUAAUAUAUUUCCGUGCAUGUGUAAAUAUAUCAUACGUCGACGUUGUGCUUCUUUUCCGGGGAGAGAGAGUACGCGUUUCAAGUUCCGAUCGCCGAUCUCGUAUCACACGUCGAAGUCUUUCUUGUUUUUUUUUCCUGUAUACGAGAUAGGGAGAACGGAUCGCGCGCGUCGUUUCCAUCAUGGAGAAACUUUGCAGAUCCCUAUGUUUUGUGCAGGCUUUGCAAACUUUCAGAUGUAAACGCGCGCGAGUCUUAGGGUUACACAACGGCGCGUUUCGAUUUUCCGAAAAAGGGGCAAAGGAGCGUUGUCGGACGCUCGUUCGUUCGUCCGGCACUAUUCCUGAGAUUCCUGCCGCCCUUCGGUCCGUGCGCUUCGGACCUUCCCCUCUCACUAUACUAUAUCAUAGCGAAAUAAUCGGAUUUGGACGUGACUUCGUAAAAGAGAAAUGCCCAGGCGCUACGUGACACUACGAGAAGAGACAACUAAUUUAACUAGGCUAGAAGUUUGUCAGAGGAGACGUAUACUUAAAUCGAAACUCUUACACCGUUACGAAAUCUUUUACGAUCUGCGAAACACGCAAGUAAAUAACAGCAGGGCCUUGCGAAUGUUCAGAUGCCUACUGUUUCGAUGCAGCAGAAACGUUUCAAACUAUUGAUUGCAGUAUUACUAAAUGUAUCAGAUUAAAUGUGACACACAUUCUAAUACACAACACACAUAUACACGUACACACAAAUACCGUCAAUAUACACUCGCGCAACCUACGAGAAGACUUUGUAAAUAGUUAGGAUAUAAUUGAUAUUAUAGGCGCCAAGAUGUAUUAAGGAUAACAUCAAAUUUAUUCAGAAUAAAUCUUCCGAAAUAUCGCAUAAA
This is a messenger RNA of Temnothorax curvispinosus, 6014 nucleotides long. It is a transcript of the gene Pdk1, whose product is annotated as 3-phosphoinositide-dependent protein kinase 1. Lineage: Eukaryota; Metazoa; Arthropoda; Insecta; Hymenoptera; Formicidae. The record is from RefSeq and is a predicted model, not a curated record. Gene Ontology annotation, molecular function: protein serine/threonine kinase activity; ATP binding. The transcript has 4 exons. Bases 616 to 2265 code for a protein of 549 amino acids. Gene Ontology annotation, biological process: intracellular signal transduction; peptidyl-serine phosphorylation.